AUGCUCCUGACGGCCCAAUACACCUUUCACAUCAGCCCAAUAUACACCAUUAAAUUCUCGACGUUACUUCCCACCUGCUUCUUGGUCGAUGGAGAAAAAUCAUACGUACUCGUCCAUGGAGUAAAUGCCCUGUGGGUUGUGUCUGGUGUUCCUCUCCGCUCGUCUGCUCCCCUUUCCACACGCUGAACUCCCCUUCCUUCCUUCGUUGACUCGAUCUCGAGACCUGCCCCUGCCGGAUCUGAUGAUGGAGCCGGCGGGAGACUCUUCCCUGGAGGCCGCGAUUGCAUGGCUGGUGCAGACCAUCCUUGCGACUCUCUUGAUGGACAAGAUGGAAGCCUGGAUUCGACAAGUCGGGCUUGCCGACGACGUUGAGAGGCUCCAGCGCGAGGUGGAGAGAGUCGAGAUGGGGGUGGCUUCUGUGAAGGGGAGGGCGGCUGGGAACAGCCCGCUGUCCCGGGCUCUCGCUCAUGUCAAGGAGCUUCUCUACGACGCCGACGACGUGGUCGACGACCUCGACUACUACAGGCUCCAACAGCAAGUCCAAGGAGUUACGAGUGAAGAGCCUGACGGUAUGCGUGGAGCUGAAAGAGUGGAUGAAAUAUCAAGGGGCCAUGUCGAUACACUGAAUGUCAGCGUUGGCAAAUUACGGUCCGCGGUAUGGGAACACUUUACGAUCACAGAAACUGUCGACAGGAAGCGUUCAAAAGCCAAAUGUAAGUACUGUAGAAAGGAUUUUAAUUGCGAAACGAAGACAAACGGGACUUCAUCUAUGAAAAAACAUUUGGAGAAAGAGCAUUCCGUAACUUGUACAAAGACACCUGGAGCCCAUCCACCAAACCCUUCAAGCACCGACAAUGCUAUUGAAAAUGCGACGCUUGUUGAAGUUGGUAGUUCGUCCAACAGAAAAAGAAAGAGAACGAAUAAGGAGCCAGCACAAACCACCGCAGAUAACACCCGUUGGGACAAGGCUGAGUUAUCCAAUAGGAUAAUAAAGAUUACUAGCCAGUUACAGUUACAGGGUAUCCUAUGGGCUUUCAGUAAAGUUCUUGAUCCACAUGGGUCUAGCUCUGCUUCGAGUUCAAAUCAUCACCAACCGAGUACAACCUCAAAUCAGCACGCAAAAACAUCAAGUCUUGCUCCAAGGGAAGUGUAUGGCAGAGUAGCAGAAAUGAACACCAUCAGAAAUUUAAUAGCAGAAAACAAAUGUGAUGCUCUAACUGUUCUGCCUAUUGUGGGCAUUGCUGGUGUUGGCAAGACAACUCUCGCUCAAUCUGUAUACAAUGAUCCACGUGUAAAAGGUCACUUUCACCACAAGAUAUGGGUUUGCGUGUCCCGCAAAUUUGAUGAAGUGAUGCUCACAAGGGAGAUGUUAGACUUUGAAAGACAUGAGGGAUCUCCUCAUAAAAAUGGAAGGCAUGAAGGAAUUAGCAGCCUUGCGAAGCUUCAGGAGAUCUUGAAGGACAUUAUCGAGUACCAGUCAAAGAGUUUUCUGCUUAUUUUAGAUGAUGUAUGGGACAGUAUGGAUGAUCAUCAAUGGAGAAAACUGGUGUGUCCUUUUGUAUCAAGUCAAGCAAAGGGUAAUUUAAUUCUAGUCACAACCAGAAAUUUGUCAGUUGCACACAUGUUAGGCACACGUGAGCCGAUAAAGUUGGGUGCUUUGGAAAAUGAUGUUAUGUGGUUGCUGCUCAAGUCAUGUGCAUUUCGUGAUGUGAAUUACGAAGGGAACCAAAGUCUAAGCAUUGUCGGGAGGCAAAUAUCAGAGAAGUUAAAGGGAAACCCACUAGCAGCAGAAACAGCGGGGGCACUAUUAAGGAAGAAAUUUAGCAUUGAUUAUUGGAGAAUCAUUCUAAAGAACGAAGACUGGAAAUCCAUGGAGCUGGGUAAUGGAAUCAUGGCUGCUCUAAAGCUUAGCUAUGAUCAACUUCCCUACCAUUUACAACAAUGUUUCUCAUAUUGCUCCAUAUUCCCCGACAGUUAUCAGUUUCUUGGUGAGGAGUUGGUGAGUUUCUGGAUGUCACAGGGAUUUGUAAAGUGCAACAACUCUAGUCAGAGAUUGGAGCAGAUAGGACAGUGCUAUCUGAUUGAUUUGGUUAACCUAGGCUUCUUUGAAGAAGUUAAAAGAGAAGAACCAUAUCUGGGUUGUCAAGUUAUGUAUGGCAUAUGUGGUCUCAUGCAUGAUUUUGUGAUUAUGGUGUCAAGGACUGACUGUGCAAGUAUAGAUGGUCUGCAGCGCAACAAAAUGCCUCGAACUCUACGACAUUUGUCAAUAGUAACUGGAUCCGCGUACAAGAAAAAUCAGCACGGAAACAUUCCUCGUAAUAAUAAGUUUGAAGAAAAUCUGAGAAAUACAAUUACAUCAGUUAGCGAGUUGAGGACAUUGGUGUUACUUGGGCAUUAUGACUUUUCCUUCUUACUAUUAUUCCAAGAUAUAUUCCAAAAGGCACAUAACUUACGUGUGCUGCAAAUGUCUGCAGCACCUGCUGAUUUUCUCAAACAUGGGUUUGAGGAGGUGGAUGGGUCUUUCCCUCAAAUUUUGAGCAAAUUGUACCAUCUCCAAGUAUUAGACGUCGGUUCAUACACUGAUCGUACUAUGCCUGGUUGUAUUGAUAAUCUUGUUAGCCUACGGCAUCUUGUUGUACACAAGGGAGUGUACUGUUCCAUUGCAACCAUUGAUAAUAUGCUAUCAUUUCAGGAACAACAUGGUUUCAAGUUUCAUAUUUCUAGUGGCUUUGAGAUAACACGACUCCAAUCCACUGAACAUUGGAUGCAUGUUGAUACUCUGGAAGAUGUUUAUGAGGCAGGACUGGUAAGCAAUGAACAAUCAGAAAAGUUGCACAUAGCCAUGGAGGGUGAGGAUUGGGAACCACAUUGGGACUUAACGGUUCUCAAGAUAUCUCUACUCCUAUAAAAAUGCGAGUUGGUGAUGAUGGUGUGCCUGCUUUGGUUCAUCGACGAUCAUCGGAUCUGCAUCCAACGAACACGAAGCAAUGUGUGGCAAAUUUUGCAAAAAACACCCCCUACUCCGUGAACAUUUACAAACAAGCCAUGUCAUCCCCAUCUCUCCGGUCAACAGCUCAACUCCAUCUCUCCCCCGAGGCUCUAACCGUCCGACCAUCUCCAAUCUCCAGGAAAGGGGGAAAAGGAGGCGCCACCGCCGGCAGCGUUGAAAUCGACCCGGUCAGAUGGCCGCUGCCGGCGCCGUCCGACCCCAGCCCCUCUCAUGCCUCCACUCAGCCUCAUUGCCCGCCGCCACCCCGACCACAUCCUCCCCGUCAUCUCCUCCGCCCCUUUCCCCGUCUUAUUGGACGCCGAUCUUGGCACGCAGGACGCCGACGCAUCUACUGCCUCCUCGCGUGCCGCAGCAAGACCACCGGCGACCAUCACUCCCACCUCUCCCUCCUCGCAAUCCCCUCUCCCCGACCAUGGCUGCACCGAUGCCGACCGCCGCAGGUACGCCGCCGACGCAGUAUGUUCCCGGGCGCCUCUUUUAUCGGCGGCGGCGCCACCCGCCGCUCCUUAUCCUUCCCUCUGACUUACUAUGCUUGGCUACUGGCCCUCCUCCACAAUCCUCGUCCUGCCCACCCGUGCCGCCUCCCAGAUUUAAAUUUUCUGUCACGCAACUUUAAAUCCGCGUGCCCAGGCCGAACUCUCUAGAAACCACUCUUGCAGCCCAAUACAUAUAUCAAUUUUUCUGUGACCCAGAGUUCAAAUUCGCGCACCAAUGUUGAGUUAUCUAGAAACUACCCUUGCAGACCAAUAUAAAGCAAAUGGGUAGGCAUAUGUGACUCACGUUGCCUCAAAUACACCCAAAGAAGCCACGCGCUGGUCACAACAAUCUUCAGAUUGAACGGACUUCACCUUCUGAUCUCCUUCGUCAAGGACCAAGUGGAUGACACCUGGGCCACCUUUCUGCACGGGCCCGCUGUUGCAGUCACAGCGAGCGUGUAUUCGUGCGUUCGGCUGGAAAAGAGUGGUGGGCCGCAGCUAUCGUGGGCUGCAGGUUGCGGUCAAAGCCUAGCCCCCAAUCCCCUUCCGUCCCGAGCCCCACGCCCCACGCGCCGCUCCAUCUCCGCCCGUGCCAUCCGCCGCCGCCGCUGCCGCCAUGCCUCUCCUCCUCCCCUUGGUUUCUCUCCUCUUCGAGCUGCCUCUCCUCCAGCCGCACCAUCGACCAUCUCCCUACCUCUUUCUCCUGCCCGCGAGACAGUGCCUUCCCACGUUCUCGAUCCGGCGUUGCCGUGCACGGUGGUUUCAGAUCGGGCGCAGGUCGCAGCCAUGGAAGUAAGGGGCGUGGUGGUUUCUGUGAUUUGUAUGGAGGAGCGGGGGAAGGUGAGGAUGACGGAUAGGUGGGAAGGCGCAGCAAGACUGGAGCUGCAGCGCUCGCAUCACGGUGGUGUGGAGCCGUCCAUCACUACCCAUCGACCCCAGUUUAGGAUUUGGUCUUUAAGCUACGAUUCCACAUCAAGAUUAUGUUCUCUGGAGCUAACCGUGCUGCUGUGCUGGACAGGCAGACGAGGGCCGGCCUGCUGCCGAUACAAGCCGUCGAGGUGGACGGCCAGCGCUAAAUCAUUUGCAGGUAUCUAGAGUUACAUUCCGGUGGCUGGGAUGCAUAUAGUUGUUGGCUGUAGUUCCUUCCAUUUGUCCGCUCGACGCGGAGAUUGACCCUCUAUGUAGCAUGCAACACUCAGCUGGGAAAUGCACUUAUAGGAACUAAUCACGUACUUUGCUGAACUCAGUCUGUUGUCCAGUUUCUGCAGACAUUUGUCAGCUGGCAAGAAGGUUGAAGGCACAUCGACUUGCUUCGAUUAAUUGGUGGAGCGGGCUGGACGACGCUGAAGUAGUCAUCUUCGUCGGCCCCGUCACUGCGUACGCAUACUCCUUCAAUUUUUUCCUCUUACUGGUGUUGUGAUCUGGAGAAGCUCAAGUAGUCAUCUUCGUCCAUCACGUCACUGCAUACGCAUACGCCUCUGAUUUUUGACUCCUGUACGUAUGUACAAUAUUUUGGAAUGCAGCUCAAAGGAAUAGGAACGUUUCCCGCAAAAAAAGGAAUAGGACUGUGCUCCUCCCAAAAGACAAAAGCAAGACAAUGCAGACAAUAAAAAUCCAGCACCAACAAUGAAUAGCCGGAGUAAACAAAACAAGCAGACCAAAUCGUGUCGGCCCUCGAGGAAGGGUUGCAGUGUCGAGGAGCAGCAGGCAUGUAAAUCUGAAUGCAAUUCAUGUCACGGUGGAUGGUUUGAGAGGAGGGAGGCAGAGCAGAGACAAACGGCGCAUUCCGUCAUGCAUCCCUUUGCGCCAUUGGCGCAACUGGUCAUCUAGUUUUUCUAAAUGAUGAUCCACAUGGCAGGUCCAGAAGAUACUCGAUAGGCUAUAGUAUGUAUGUUAUUCUGAUAUAUUAAUUGCAGCCAUUUAUCUUCGCAUUUAAGUCUGGUUUGCUUAAUAUACUAGAACGAAAUGAGCAUUGUUGAAUCAUUGGAUAAAAAGUAACAACAUAUAUUGUUUUGUUUUCUGUAGUUAUUUCAGGGAAAGCAGCAGUUUUGUUGCAAUAGUUGUUCUAAGGCUGUACAUGAUGAUAUGUACUGGAGAUUGCAGGCCGUGACGGUGAUUUGGGAGAUUUUGCAUGAACACAAUUGCCGCAUUUUUCACAAUUUGGAGUUGUCGGCUACUAUGCUUGCAUGCCUUGCCGUUGACAAGCCAAUGUUGGAAGGAGGCUGAUGAACCACACAUCAUUUUGUGAUAGUAAUCUAGCUUAGUGGUUCCCGGCUAUUCUAUCUUUUCUCAUCUGAUUUCCCUGUGUUUGUACAGUAUUCACUCCUAUCAAUGAAAUCAAUAGCUCUGUUAGGCUUAAGAAAAAGCUGUCUUGGAGCUCAGUUCAGCCCUUGUGAGAUAUUUGCACUGUAUGAACAAACUGUUGUGUGGAUGGAUUUUCUAUUUGUCGCA
Molecule: messenger RNA, 5937 nt
Organism: Aegilops tauschii subsp. strangulata
Lineage: Eukaryota; Viridiplantae; Streptophyta; Magnoliopsida; Poales; Poaceae
Source: RefSeq, a predicted model, not a curated record